AUGGAGUACGCGCAAUAUCAGCAACAACCACAAAGCACAUAUCACAAUUCCGCAUCGAACAAUAACAUCACAUCGCCCACGAGCCAACAUCUCCAGCAGACUUCGCCAAUCCUGUCGUCACAGCAACACCAGCAGCAGCAAGAGCAACAACAGCAACAACCCGCGACGAACCAAACCCACAACAUGUAUCAGCAACCCUACGGCGUGCCUCAACAGGGCAUGGGCUAUGCCAUGCCCCAGAUCCAGGCCGCAGCCAUGGCAGCGACUGCCGCCGCCUCGGGAUCAAAUUACGCCUACGGCAUGUCCUCGGACCCAAGCCUCCAGCAGACCUCGCCGCGGAUGGGCGGCGUCAACAAGAAGGAGGGUAGGGACCCCCGAUCGCCGCAACAGAUGAACAGCAUGCCCCAGCGUCGCUUGAGCCAAGUCACAAGCCCCGGCGUGCCCAACGCGCAGACGAUGAUGAACCAUGCGGGCGCGCGUGGCGGUGUUGUGCCGCCGCUGCACCCACCCCAAUCCCCAGAAAUGGCCACGGCACCCGUUGAGGAGUCCCCGCUCUACGUCAACGCCAAACAGUUCCAUCGGAUCCUCAAGAGGCGCGUAGCCCGACAGCGGCUGGAGGAGGCUCUGCGGUUGACGUCUAAGGGCCGCAAGCCGUACCUGCACGAGUCUCGCCACAACCAUGCAAUGCGCAGGCCGCGUGGCCCGGGCGGCCGCUUCCUAACGGCUGAAGAGGUCGCCGAGAUUGAGCGCAGCAAGGCUGCCGGGGGCGACGAGAACAAGCCCGAGGGCGGCGAGACGGAGCCGGCGGCCAAGGCCGGAUCCAAGCGCAAGUCGGAGGGCGGCUCGGGCUCGGCCAGCAAAAAGGCCAAGCUGGACGCGUCGAGCGUAGAGGAGGAGGACGACGACGAUGCAGAAGAUGAGAGCUAA
Thyridium curvatum is the source of this 927-nucleotide messenger RNA. RefSeq lists its product as uncharacterized. Lineage: Eukaryota; Fungi; Ascomycota; Sordariomycetes; Thyridiales; Thyridiaceae. Gene Ontology annotation, biological process: regulation of transcription by RNA polymerase II. The transcript has a single exon. The record is from RefSeq and is a predicted model, not a curated record. Gene Ontology annotation, molecular function: RNA polymerase II cis-regulatory region sequence-specific DNA binding; DNA-binding transcription factor activity, RNA polymerase II-specific. Bases 1 to 927 code for a protein of 308 amino acids. Gene Ontology annotation, cellular component: CCAAT-binding factor complex.